AUGCUAAUCUUCUCUGUAUAUUUUCAUUUGACCAUAUGCCCCGAAGGGCGAGAGGAUAUUCUUAAAUUGGGGGCAGAAUUGUACCGCCUACUGGUUUGGACUGGCAUGUGGGCGGUCAUGUACAUACAUGACUUUGCCGGGGUCAGCAAGUUGUUUGGGUUGUGUACUGCUGAUUGUCUGCUUGUUAUGCGGUAUCUGGCAUGGCAAUUGGCAGGACUUAUUUCGGUGCCGAGAACAGGAAAUUGUUCUCACAACUUCAUGAUGUUGGGGCUAGUGAUUAGGGACGUGACCACUUGUUUGCUUGUUGUGUUGUCCGGAGGGAUGCCUAGCAUAGUAUUCUUCUAA
Molecule: messenger RNA, 345 nt
Organism: Penicillium samsonianum
Lineage: Eukaryota; Fungi; Ascomycota; Eurotiomycetes; Eurotiales; Aspergillaceae
Exons: 3
Coding region: 1-345 (114 amino acids)
Source: RefSeq, a predicted model, not a curated record